Nematostella vectensis (starlet sea anemone) is the source of this 1247-nucleotide messenger RNA. RefSeq names its product radial spoke head 14 homolog. The record is from RefSeq and is a predicted model, not a curated record. The coding region runs from base 78 to 1103 and encodes 341 amino acids. NCBI's taxonomy places the organism in Eukaryota, Metazoa, Cnidaria, Anthozoa, Actiniaria, Edwardsiidae. Gene Ontology annotation, molecular function: protein binding. The transcript has 10 exons.
GAACGCAAAAUAACGCCGCCAUUUGUUCUCUGAGAAAAGUUAGACCAUUUUAUAUUUCCGUCUCAAACGUUCAAAGUAUGGCUACUACGCUAAUCUCCGUCAAGCUUCCACCAGAUAUCGACCCAACUAAGGCUAGACUAGCUUAUGGGGAUAGAGCCUUGCCAAAAUUGAACCGGGAGUUAAACAGUGACGAUCUCUUAACAAGACAGAAAGCGUUGAUGUCUCUUUGUGAUGCAAUGCAUAACCCUGAGUACAUUUGCGAGGGAAUACGAGUAGGGAUUGCUGCAAGUUUAAAAUCUUUACUAAAAGACGCCGAUGCAACUGUGAGACACAAGACUACAGAGGUUCUUUUCAUUAUAGCAGGGCAUGCUGUUGGGAGAGAUGCCUUCUUAGAACACAGCAUCAUCCUCCCUCUUUCUGAGCUGUUUAAUGACCAAGUAUACCAAGCACGGCGAAAUGCACACCAAGCAAUAGAGAUGUGCUCUCACACAAGUCCAGGUACUGAUGGUGUCGUGGAGGCAAAUCUUCUGCCAAUACUUGUUGGCAAACUACUAGAAGAGCAGGAUGAAAUAAAGGAACUGAUUCUUGACACCCUUCACUACUGUAUGAGAGUUGAGACAAAGCAAGUACUUGACAGUAAUGGUAUGGAAGCCUUCACCAAACUCCUGGAUCACAUGGACCCCUCAACACGAUGCAAAGCAGCCAGGGACAUCAUGGACUUAAGUUUCCCCCUGGAGGGCAAGGAUAGGGCUGUUGAUGUGGGUGCUGUUCCGCCUCUUGUAUCAUUGCUCCGGGAUAAUUCAGCUGAGGUGCGGGCACAAGCUGCUGGUGCUAUUAUGACUAUUACGAUUACUACCAAAGGCAAAUAUGCCGCCAUAGAAGCAGAGGCAAUCCCAAACCUUGUCAGUCAACUGUCAGAUCCUGUUAGUGAUGUGCGACUAAACUCUCUAAAGGCGAUAACGACUCUCGCAGAGGCCCCUAUUGGUAGGACGACUCUUUUAAAAUCAGUCAAAGAGGUAGAAAAGCUUGUCCAUGAUCACGACAGUCCGGCCGUGAGGAAGGCGGCGCAGAUAGCUGUCAAAGUCAUCACAUGGAAGCCAUAGCAACCGCCGCCCAGAAUGCAUCGCUGGCGCUCAUGUCGCUUAUUUUUCACCAUAGGGCAGAUUAACCACGCGCUCGCUCGUUGAUUGCUGUACAUAGAUCCGUGUUACGAUUUGUAAAUAAACUUAUUGUGCAUUAUUCUUAAA